AUGGCCGUUGUUGUCAGUUGGUGCUUUCUUGUCUUGUUUCCUUGUUUGCAAGCCUUGAGUGUUUUCUCUCCUCCCAACGGUCAGAAACUCGAAAAGAUUGCCACGCACCCUCAAUCGGGAACCAUCUACGUAUCAGCGGUGAAUGCUGUUUAUCAAUUGACGAAAGACUUGGAAGCAGUACAGGAAUACAUCACGGGACCUAAACCGUCAGGUGAUUGUCUUCCUCUCUCAUUGGCAAACCAGAUAGGCAUAAGGGGUUCGGCGUGUUUGGAUGGCUUGCCCCUUAAAGACAGUCAUACACAUUUAAUGAUUGUCAACGAGAAUGAUAACACGCUGAUUAUAUGCAACACAGUCGAUGCCGGAACUUGCAAUUUGCAUGAUUCUUCAGAUAUUUCUCGUAUUGCAAUCAACAGCAGCGAGAUUUUGAAAAGAGCGAAUUCUGCAAUAUUUCAUCCUCUAAAUAUAAUAGCACCGGUUGCUGUUUCGACCUCUGACAAAGAGUUUAGUCGUGCCGUCAUUACAACUAAUCAUCGUGGAGAUUCUUUGUUAGUUGUAGCGACUCUCCGUCAUUUUUCCCAAAAAUUGCGGUUUUUAGCUUUACCUUUCAUAACUGUGAGAAACUUAAGUGAACCCGAAAUGCUUAAACCUGUAGGUAAGCUUGACUUCUAUAAUUGGAGACGCUUACAUGGUGACUAUCAUUAUCCCAGACAGUCGUUCACUGCUCCUCCGUAUGUAUACUUCACGUCAAUCCAGGAAUCUUCGAGUAGUGACUCCUACAAAACCGUCCUAUCACGUGUCUGUAUGGAAGACACGGGAAUUAAAAGUAAACCUAUCAUUGACUUUCUAAGGUCAUACAUGGAAGCGGACAUUGCUUGUCGGUCUUCAAAUGGAACAAUGUAUAAGUAUCUUACAGCACAAAGCGUCACAUACCCUGGAGCGUCGCUGAGAAUGAUACUCAACUUGUCACCAUCGGACGGAGUACUCCUCGCCGCAUUUGCUCAAGAAUUCGAUUCUAUCAAGGACGAGGAGAGAGGACCAUCUGUUGUUUGUAUGUUUCUGUUGAAUGAAAUGGAGCAGCAAUUUAGAGUAGAUGAGAAUCGUUGUCGAGCUGGAAACGGAACGAUGGAAUUAACACGUGAAGGAAUCUCUUUCCCCUGCUCACUAGUUGCACCAGACUGGAGCAGCUCCAGGUGUUCUCCGGAUGACGGCGCAUUUGUAUAUUAUGACGAAGUGAGACAACCAAUAGAGUCCGCACCCUUGUGGUACUUGCCUAGUUCGGUUGUCUCAUCGACUGCCAGCACUGUCGUGGGUAAGAAAACAAUUUUAUUUGUUGGAACGGACAAAGGACGUAUUGUGAAGUUAUCGAUUGAUGACAGGGUUUCUGCAAGUUUUAUGGAAGAGAUACCUUUGGCUCUGCAUUUUAUUUCAAAGAUCUUGUCGAAUGGAUUGAUUCUUACUAACGACUCUCAGCAUAUCUACGCUUUGUCUGACACAAAGAUUGUCAGAGUGGAGGCUGAGAAUUGUAGUGUCUUCUCGAAUUGCUCACAGUGUGUGGCAGCAUUUGACUCUCUAUGCGGAUUUUGUGUAUUAGAAAACAAAUGCUCACUACGUUCCAACUGCAAUGGCUCCUCAAAUUUCCUUCUUUGGCUUGAUACAGAUGACUCUCAGUGUAUCACCACUAACCCGGAAACUUCCACAGCAUACAUUAGUUCACCCAAACAAAUUGCUGUUGAAAUUGCCAACGUUCCGGCUGUUGGAUCUUACAGUUGUGUUUUUGGAGAUUUGGAAACAACGCCAGCUGUGAGGAGAAACUCUUUUUCUAGUGACACCGGACGGGAUGUGUUUGAUUGUUGGACUCCUGCACUCGAUCACCUGCCUGGUGGACAAGCAAAUAUGACGGUUCGGGUGUCUUUAAUCUCACAUGAAACGAGUCUAGUUGUAGUCAGCAACGUCGCUUCUGUUCACCUCUACUACUGCCAGGUGCUGCAAACUUGUUCUGAGUGUAACCUGUAUCCGUGUGGUUGGUGUCAAUACAAUAGUCUUUGCACUGAUACACACACCGAAUGUAGAAAUGAAGACAAGCGCUACUUUACUACGAAUGAUUCUUCCUGCCCCAGACUUGAAGGUGGCUCCUACUUCAUACCAUCUGGUUUGGACACAUGGAAUCUCACAGUACAGACAGAGAAUCUACCAUAUCCCGAGGUGAAUGACAAGUACGAAUGUCGACUACUGAUCAUUUCUGAAAUGAUGAGUUUUGUUUAUCCUGCUGUGCGAGUCUCUCCAUCGUUACUAAUCUGCGUCAUGUCACAGUUUACUUACUCUUCAAACGACAGCAGUGUGGUGUCUUCUCUAGAUGUGCUUUGGAAUGCUUUUGGUUCUAAUCAAAGUUAUGUAAUAGAAAGGAAAGAAUCUGUAGAAUUGACUGCUUACAAGUGCAAACUAGCUGCAGCGACUUGUAGCGUUUGUGCAGAUAUCAGAAGAGAGAUGUUGUGUGGAUGGUGUCAUCAGUCUCAGCAGUGCGUUGUUCAACGACAAUGUACCGGCAAUUGGACGUCUGAAGACGCUAGUACUUGUCCUCAUCCCAUUAUACACACGGUGCGUCCACCGAGGGGUCCAGUAGAAGGAGGAACUGUUAUAACAAUAGAAGGAAAGGAACUGGGAAUUUCUUUUUCUGACAUUGAACGUGUUCUUGUGGGUAAUGUCGAGUGUCAACUUGUCAGCAGUCAAUACAAGCCCGGGACACGAAUAUUGUGUAUAACAAGACCAGCCAACAUCUCGGGCAUUGUGAACAUCACAGUUUGGAUUGACCAAACCGAAGUGGUCACAUAUGAAAGCUACGAGUACUUGAUUGUCCGCUUGUUUGAUUUCUCUCCUACGAGGGGUCCUCGCUCUGGUGGCACUCUUCUUAAAGUAAGCGGCACAAACCUGGAUGUUGGGGUCACGAUUGCUGUACAUGUGGCUGGGAUUCCGUGCAAUAUAGAGCAAUGGAACAGAAACGACACUCUAUUUUGUCGCACUGGACGUUUGGUGAACGAGACUACGAGCACAUUACCAAGCAGUUGGUUUAGCGGUAAUGUUCAAGUAUUAAUCGAUAACGCGAUUGCAACAAGCUUCAAGAACUUUUCCUAUACACCCGAUCCUACAAUAACAAGAAUAUCACUCACAAGAGGCUUUGCAAGUGGAGGAAUACCAAUUGAAGUCGAAGGCAAUAUGCUUUUAUCCAUUCAGAAAUCCGAAAUUAUUUUUACUCACGGCAACAUUUCGUACACUAGAAUGUGUACUGCUCCAAAAUCAGAGACAGUGAUGGUUUGCUUACAGCCACCUGUACCGGUGACCUCUGAUGUUGACGUGACUGUAAAGUUUGUUGUGGACAAUGCUCCAUCUUCAGCGUUGUUUCCAUUUACCGUUCGACCUAACCCUCAGUUUCAUCAACGUUCGAUCGAUUUCAAUCCGGAGACAGACAAGUUUAUUGUUAUUAAUGGGUCGAACUUGGACGUGGCCGACAAAAGUUUGUAUCGCGUGUCUCUCAGCGACGACGUCGCUUGUAUUGUCAGUGUACUAGACAAAACGUCUCUGGUGUGUGAACCUCAAGAUCUAGAGUGCAUUGAUAAAGUGGGAACAGGAAAGCAAGUCUAUCGACUCCAAGUUAUUGUCGGAGAUUAUAACAAAACAAUUGGAGACGUCAAUUGUAUUGUCAGUGAAAUAGAAGUUGUGGGUCAUAAAAGUUCAUCUGGUUUAUCAUUGGCUAUUAUUAUCGCAGUGGCUGUCAUUUCGCUUGCAGCUGUUGGCUGUGCUAUCCUGAUAAUUCUUAAACUUGUACUUCGACAUCGUUCAAUCUCACGCGCAAGAAUGAAUUCGUAUGCAGAGACAACGACACCUGCAGUCGCAGUGUCUAAUCCUUUGUGGCUGCUUGAAUGGCCUAAAUACGAGGGAUUUCAACUGGAUAGAGAUUCUUUGACGAUAUUGCGAGAGUUGGGGUCUGGAGAGUUUGGAAUGGUGUAUCUGGGAUCUAUGAAAGGUAAAGAGAAAUCGGAUGAGGAGAGGUUAGUAGCAAUCAAGACAAUGAAGAUGGAAGGAAGUAGGGAGAAGGGAGAAGAAUUUAGAAGAGAAAUGGAACUGAUGAUGGAAUUUAGUCAUCCGCAUAUCGUAACUCUGAUAGGAGUAUGCACCACUGAACAACCAGUAUAUAUCGUUACUGAACUGAUGGAUAAGGGUGAUUUAAAGCAUUUUCUAAUUAGCUGUCGUUCGGAUGGUGUACUUCCUGCCAAGCUUUCUCUCCAACAGCUAUUGAUCAUUUGCGAGCACGUUACUUCAGGUGUCGCCUAUUUGGCAAGUCAACAUUAUAUUCACCGCGAUAUUGCAGCCAGAAAUUGUCUGGUGAAAGGAGAAGAUGACAACAAAUUUACCGUAAAGUUGGCAGAUUUUGGAAUGUCUAAAGAUAUUUAUCAAGAGGAUUACUACAAAAAGCAGGGAGGUGUGCUGCCAAUACGUUGGAUGGCACCAGAAGCAAUUCUUGAUGGAAGGUACACACUGCGGUCAGAUGUUUGGUCCCUAGCAGUCGCGAUGUGGGAAAUCGUUUCGUUUGGUCGUUUGCCAUAUUAUGGAAUGAGCAAUAGGGAUGUUCUCAGUGGCGUUUGCUCUUGUUCCGUUCUUCUUAACUCUCCUCCAUCUUGCCCGGAGCCUCUCUACAAUUUAAUGACACAAUGCUGGAACAAAAAUCCGGAAGAUCGCCCCACUGCUACAAAAAUUCAUGAUCGAAUUGAUGGUAUAAUAUCUGAACAGGCUGAUUACCUCAUACUUGAUGGCACUGAUGCUUCUACGUGGACUGGAGAAUCUGCAAAGUACGUGAAGAUGAAGUCCGCGCCUACAUCAAUGGUGGAAGACGGAGAACUCGCCGAAGACGGAAAGCUGACGACUGACAAUAUUAGAAAGACAAGAAAGAAGGUCUUCACGAUUGAUAUAUAGUUAGCUUAGCAGCAGCCUAUAGCCUUAAGUGAUGAUAUGAACAGGAUAGAAGCAUGCGUGGCGCAUGCAUGCACACGUAGAAUCAACUUGUGAGCGUAUUUGUCGUAUCAAACUGUAGCAUAUUUAGCACGUGUUGUGUGAAGAAGGUAGGCAUUUGUAGUCUUCCAUUUCUACUUUGUCAUUUAUUAGAUACAGUGUAGUCACUAUACGUUCCUUGGUAAUCAAUAUUUUUACUUCUGAUGUUG
Messenger RNA from Corticium candelabrum, 5210 nucleotides. Its product is annotated as plexin A3-like. Bases 1 to 4965 code for a protein of 1654 amino acids. The record is from RefSeq and is a predicted model, not a curated record. NCBI's taxonomy places the organism in Eukaryota, Metazoa, Porifera, Homoscleromorpha, Homosclerophorida, Plakinidae. Gene Ontology annotation, biological process: regulation of cell migration; protein phosphorylation; semaphorin-plexin signaling pathway involved in axon guidance. The transcript is spliced from 21 exons. Gene Ontology annotation, molecular function: ATP binding; protein tyrosine kinase activity; protein binding. Gene Ontology annotation, cellular component: semaphorin receptor complex; plasma membrane.